CUUUUUUCCUCUCCGUGUCUGACGGCGACUUGGGAGGAAAGGCACCACACGCGACCGGCAGCACACCACCAAGUGCCAAACUGCAGUCCGCGUCUUUGUCCACGACCGGGUCCCGGCACGCACCGCGAACCUCACCCGGGUUUUCGAACCCAAUUCCAGCUCCAGAGCAUCGCCCAUGAAGAGGUUACGACUCGACCGAUGGACGGGCCAGUUGCUCGUGGCUCGCCCCGGAGCUUCGCCGGUCUCGACUUCCUUAGCCGCUUUCCGACCUGCAUCUGCUCCUAGAUGCGCCGCCGUGCGGCAUCAAUCCACAGCCGCAACACCAUUUACGGAAGAUAGUAUCCCGGACGACCAUGACGGGACAGAUCACACACGCUUUCCUCCCCUCGAGAAGCUCCCUCCGCGAUCAACCAGUCUCCCAUCUCCACUACCCGAGCGGGCGCUGCAGUCGCCGAAAUUGGCCGCUCUGCAUGCCCGGUUAUCCCUUUCUCAAAAGCUUCCUCUCCAGACGCUCGCACGAGCGCUGGUUGACGCCUCAGCCGACAAGAACCCCCAAUUCAACAAUUCGAACCUCGCUUUUGUCGGCAUGACCCUUAUCAACUACCACGUCGCCGAGUGGCUCAUGUGCCGGUUUCCGCGCCUGCCCAUGGAGGUCUUGUAUAGCGCCAUGAAGGCCUAUGCCGGCCCCACGGCGCUGCACCAAGUAGCACGGUCAUGGGGCAUCGAGUACGCCGCCGCGCCAGGCGGUGAGGUUGACCCGGGCCUGCUGCAGUUCUCGCUGAAGGAAAGGGGCGAUGCCAUGACAACCUUUGGCUACAAACGCGCAGAGGCCGAAUACCUCGACAAGUACAAGUUCCGCCACGGCAUCAGCAGCCGCGUGGUGCUCGACGACGACUUUGGCGAGACGGUCCACAACCGGCUGAGCAACGAGGCCCUGGCCGCGCGGCCCGACACCGAGUACGGCAACGAGCUGACGCGGUCGCUGGCCGAGAUGGCCUUUGCCACGUGCGCGCGGGCCAUCGUCGGCGCCAUCUACGCGCACUGCGGGCGCGAGACGGUCAAGGACUUUGUCAACGCGCACGUGCUCUCGCGGACGCUCGACAUAUCUAAACUCUUCAGCUUCAGAAAGCCCACGACGGAGCUCUCGCUGCUGUGCGCCCGCGAGGACUUUGAGCCGCCCGUCGCCCGCCUGCUCUCCGAGACGGGUCGCCUCUCGCGCACGCCGGUAUUCGUGGUCGGCAUCUACUCGGGCAACGACAAGCUCGGCGAGGCGGCCGGCUCCACCCUCGAGCAGGCCCGCUACAAGGCCGCCACGAACGCUCUUAAAAGCUGGUACCUGUACAGCCCCGGCGAACACGUGCGCGUGCCCAGCGACAUGCUGAGCGAGGGUGCUAAGCCCUGGGAGCCCGUGUACAUGGAUAUUGGUGAGAUUAUUGCGCGGUAAAUGGGCUCGGUCGAGGUGGCAGAGGCUGCGAAGCUCCGAAAUCGAUGCUGCAGAGCAGCGCUCGAGGGGUGAGAAGGAGAGCGACGGGAUAGAAUUUCCCUUCUUCCACGUUCUAGCACGGGAAAGGGAAAACACAUAUUGUACGAUUUAGCACAUCAGGACAUCCAUCUGCAUGGGCUGGCAACGCGGCGCUUCCCGGGCGCGGUUGAUUUAUGGAUGGAGUUGGGGAGAGAGACACGAGACCCGCCUCUCAGGCCGUGUCAGUGUAGUAGUCAGUGUAUAUGUAUAGUAUUUUACCAUACUACUAGAAGGCGCCACGUAGAAACAAUGUAUCUC
Canariomyces notabilis is the source of this 1780-nucleotide messenger RNA. Its product is annotated as ribonuclease III. The record is from RefSeq and is a predicted model, not a curated record. Bases 176 to 1444 code for a protein of 422 amino acids. NCBI's taxonomy places the organism in Eukaryota, Fungi, Ascomycota, Sordariomycetes, Sordariales, Chaetomiaceae. Gene Ontology annotation, biological process: RNA processing. The transcript has a single exon. Gene Ontology annotation, cellular component: mitochondrion. Gene Ontology annotation, molecular function: structural constituent of ribosome; ribonuclease III activity; double-stranded RNA binding.